UAUAAACUGUUUAUAUAAUUUCGUCAAUAAACUAAAAAAAUUGAUAAAAAAGAGGGAUCACGGAGCGUGAACUGCCUUCCUCAUAAAAGACCGUGGAUGUGGUACACCCCAGACUCUGCUGGCUAUAAAGUGUAAGGGCCUAUAGUUUUUAUUUGGAUUUUUAGUUAAAACACUCUGGUUUCGUUUGGCAGAAUCGCAGCUUCACGAGAAGAUGGAAAGCGGGAAAGCGCCGCAUCACGAUAUGGGAGGAACGCCGCCGGUGGCCAAUGUCUCCGGCACACACUUGCAUCUGAUCCACAUGACCUUCUUCUGGGGCAAGAACGCUGAGAUUCUCUUCUCCGGUUGGCCUGGAACAAGCUCCGGCAUGUAUGCUCUCGCCUUGAUCUUGGUCUUUGUUGUCGCCCUGCUCCUCGAGUGGCUCUCUCGCUCAAGCCUCCUCAAACCCGGCCCACACAAUGUCACCACGGGUCUCCUCCAGACGGCGUUGUACGCCAUUCGCUCCGGCUUCAGUUACAUGCUCAUGCUCGCCGUCAUGUCCUUCAACGGCGGGAUUUUUCUCGCCGCCGUCGCCGGUCACGCGCUGGGUUUCUUGAUUUUCGGGAGUCGGGUCUUUAAAAAAACGGGUGUGACGGCUUCAGAUGAGCGGUCGGAUGCCCCUUUGAUGAAGUGAUGGUGUGUUUGGUUAGUUGGAAAUUGAAUGCCAAAAUUUAGUAGGAACGAGAAAAAUCAGUGGUUCAAAAUGCGCAUUCUAAAUACAAUCUUUUUCUGUUUUCCUUUCCAUAAUCAAUCGGCCUUUCAAUUGGGUUUCUAAUAAAACAAAAUGAAAUCAAAUGAAGGAAAAGAAAUAAAAUCAAGAAAAUACAGUCGGGUUUUUGUGAUU
This is a messenger RNA of Vitis vinifera (wine grape), 880 nucleotides long. RefSeq names its product copper transporter (gene CTR2). Gene Ontology annotation, molecular function: copper ion transmembrane transporter activity. Lineage: Eukaryota; Viridiplantae; Streptophyta; Magnoliopsida; Vitales; Vitaceae. The transcript has a single exon. Gene Ontology annotation, cellular component: plasma membrane. Gene Ontology annotation, biological process: copper ion transmembrane transport; intracellular copper ion homeostasis. The coding region runs from base 212 to 670 and encodes 152 amino acids. The record is from RefSeq and is marked provisional.